AUUCGUGAAACUAUAUCUAAUGGAACUGCCAAAUUUUUUGGUGUUCCACCAUCAGAAGACAACCAUUCACAAUUAGCAAGUACUGCUGUUGAUCCGAAGUGGAAAUCUCGACGUUUGCGCUUCAUUUGUAAACGUUAUGGAAAUGUGAAGGAAGAAGCUGUUUUCAAAGAACUUUGUUCACAUUUUACGGAGGAUUUUAGUGAUGUUUCACCAUCUGUAAAAAAUAUCACACCACAAGAUGAAGCACAUGAAACCGCUUUUAGGGUAAGUGAAUUUUUAGAUGCAAAUUUUAGUGGAUGAAGCAAGAUCAUUCAACAUCAUCUGGAACGACGCGAUAGUGUUAUGAAAAUGACUUACGAUAGGCUUUCAGCUAUAGUACAGAGGAAAACUUUGCGACCAAAAAAGACUUGUGCGAUAAUAAAACGUGGACGGUCAACAUCUAGCAGUUUUGCACCAUUCACAAUUCAGCAAGCUGGAAACAUCACUCAUAUCAAAAUCAAUCCUUCAGUAACGGAUGUGUCUGUAAGCGGUGGGAACUAUAAAUUCUUUUUUGUGUCCUGUAUUACACACAGCAAAUUUUUUGCUUGUUCUUUGCAGUAUGUUUAA
Thelazia callipaeda (thelaziosis nematode) is the source of this 606-nucleotide messenger RNA. Lineage: Eukaryota; Metazoa; Nematoda; Chromadorea; Rhabditida; Thelaziidae. The record is from the annotation of a GenBank genome assembly.